AAAAAAAAUGACAACCCGCAACGACACCCCAGCCCUCGCAUCCGGCUACACAACCCGCAACACCACCCAGUUCAACGCCGCCCUCUUCCUCCUCUCCCACCUGCCCAUCCCGCCCGCCGCCACCGUCCUCGACAUCGGCUGCGGCCCAGGCAACCUCGCCGCCCACAUCUCCACCCUCACCAGCCCGCCCGCCCACGUCACCGGCAUCGACCCCUCCACCGACCGCAUCGCCCUCGCCACCCAAACCCACGCCCACAACCCCCUCCUAACCUUCCACGUCGGCAUCGCAGAAGACCUCUCCCGCUUCCCCGACGCCGCCUUCGACAUCGUCUUCGUCAACAGCACCCUCCACUGGGUCGCCGACCAGGCGCGCGCGAUCCGCGAGUUCGCCCGCGUCCUGAAGCCGGGCGGGCGGCUGGGCGUCAGCGGCGGAAGCGGCGACUUCGAGGCUGCGCAUGAGCGGAUCAAGGCGCGGGUUCUUGCGCGUGCGCCGUAUGCGGCGUUUGAGGAGGUUGGGGGCCCGCAUUUUCUGACGCGCGGGGAGAUGAAUGGGUUGUUGGAUGGGGGCGGGUUUACGGGUGGGAGGGAGAUGUGGGUUAAUCGGAUUGUGGUGGAGAGGGAGGGCCCCGGGGAGAUGGUGGAGUGGUUGGAUACGAGUAGUUCGGGGCAGACGUAUGGUGGGGUGCCGCCUGGGGAGUUGAGGGAGAGGUGUAGGGAGGAGAUGAGGGUGGAGUGGGAGGCGGAGAGGGAGGCGGAUGGGUGGAUUCGGAUGGGGAUGGAGUUGUUGGUUGUUGUUGCGGUGAAGGGGGAGUAGGAGGGGAGGGGCGUGGUGUGGUGUGGUAUAGCUAAUUAGUGUGUAUAGCUGGUGUGUACACGAUUAUGAAUAUACAUGUAUGUAUGAAUGUAUGUAUGUACAUAUGCAACCCGCU
Molecule: messenger RNA, 929 nt
Organism: Pseudovirgaria hyperparasitica
Lineage: Eukaryota; Fungi; Ascomycota; Dothideomycetes; Acrospermales; Acrospermaceae
Product: S-adenosyl-L-methionine-dependent methyltransferase
Exons: 1
Coding region: 8-814 (268 amino acids)
Molecular function (GO): S-adenosylmethionine-dependent methyltransferase activity
Source: RefSeq, a predicted model, not a curated record